AUGGCUAGAUUGGUUCGAAGACUAUGUCCAUCUGCUAGUCAUCGUGAGACUCCUCUAAUAUCAACGACAAUCUCAUCAAAAUGUGCUGCAUGUUACGAAGAUCACCAUGACAAUACGCAAGGCUACAAGUGUAGUGUCUGCGAGUUGUGUCUCCACGAGGAAUGCCUUGACACCAACAUCCCUUCUCGUCAUACACACCCUCUCCAGCUCAACGAUAUGUAUUUAUCAAAGACAUGUUCUCUUUGCCACACCAGUCCUGAUACAAUAGUUUAUGAAUGUUCACAAUGUUCUUUUUGUAUUUGUAUCCCUUGUGCGAGAAAACCUCUUGUCAUCAGCAAAAGUAAAGCCCAUGACCAUGAACUCCACCAAUUACCGAUACAAGUCUCCUUCACUUGUUAUUCAUGUGGGUUGUGUAUUCAAGAAUACCCGUGUUUUUGUCUUCAGUGUCGUUUUAUAAUCCAUAGAGUAUGCAUCUCCUUACCACGUGUUAUACGCAUCAACAGACACGACCAUCGUAUCUCUCGUGUUUCUUCUCUUGGCCCUGGCAAGUGGAUUUGCGGGGUAUGUUAUGAGCAUGUUAAUGGAGAGUAUGGUGCAUAUUCUUGCUUGGAUUGUUCUUAUGUUGCUCAUUCCAAAUGUGCAACAUCUAUUUAUAGUUGGGAUGGGAAAGAACUUGAUGGGGUACCCGAAGAAGAUGAAGAUGAAAGAAAACCAUUUGAAGUUAGAGAUCACAACCAAAUCAAACAUUUUAGCCAUGAACACAAUCUCAAGGCUUCAUUAUCAUCAUCAAGACUCGAGGAACCUAGAGAACAUUGCUAUGCAUGCACCAUUCCUCUGUAUUCUGAAUUGUGCUAUAGAUGCACACAAUGUGAUUUUAUUCUUCACGAUGCAUGCGCAAAUCUCCCUAUGAAGAAAAGACAUGAGUUUAGCUCACGAAAACUUAAGUUGUGUCACGAAUGGCGGGACGGCAUACAAUAUUUUAGUUGUGGGGCGUGUAGGCGCUUUUGCACUGGUUUCUCAUAUAUGGAUGAGUACUCUCUAUUCAAGAUUGAUGUGCGAUGUGCUUUGAUUUCUGGUGCAAUUAAACAUGAAAGUCAUCCACAUUUGUUAGUUAUAAUUCAGGACAUGGACACUAAGAGGUGUGAUAGUUGUGACUCGAUAUGUUGGAUUUUUCUACGUUGUAGCGAUAUAGAUAAUUGUGGUGGCUACAAUUUAUGCUUCAGAUGUGCUACUUUACCCACAUUGUUAAGACACAAAUACGAUGAUCAUCCUCUUUCCUUAUGCUACGGUGAGAAAAAUGUGAAUGCGAUAUAUUGUUGCGGGAUAUGCGAAGAAGAACUAUAUCCAAAAAAUUGGUUUUACAAAUGCGAUCAGUGUGGCUCAACUCUUCAUACUAAAUGUGUAUUUAAUCAUCUAAUACACUCAAGACCUGGAUGUAGUUUAAAGAUGGGUUACUGGGACUCAUUUUAUUUGCUUCCCAACCAUCAUCUCUCUCGGCCUAUUUGCUACUUAUGUAAAACUCGUUGUAUGGGUGAUUUUGUUCUAAACGAUAAGGCGGAUACAAAUACAUUCAUAUGUUGUUCUUAUGAAUACGUAUACCAAGACAGAUCAUCUAGUGGAGUCACCUCAUCUCAUGACAAAGAACUCUUGGAGGAAGUCCGUAACGCCAUGACUCCUUUCGGACAUCAAAAUGGAGCACUAAAAGUUGGCAUAAUGAGCAAAAAAUCUCCCACCGAUACUGAUGAUGUGCGUCUCUACACUGGUUACAAUCCUGCUAACGGUUCAGCAAGUCCCAUAAGAGUCCAUCUACCUCAUUUACCAAAAGGUUCUAUGAUCCAAAACAUUGCGAUAUCCUCUUAUCCUAACCUAGACAAUGAAGACUUUGUAGUGGCUAUCAAGCUUUCUGGCUCUCAAGUUAAGCUUUAUAGGACUGCCGCCUUUCCUGGCGUAUCUAGGUGGAUCAAUGUCAAAGCCAUGCCCCAGGCUAUAAACACUCUUUCGAGUCUCAUGUAUUCUAAGAAAGAUCAAAGGUUCUACGUUCCAACUACUGGAUCUGAGUUCUUGUACUCCUUGGGUCCCAAAUCCAAGGAUAAGGAACAUCCCAAGUUCAUUAGCUUGUGGACUGAAGAUUUUCCUAAGCAGUUGAAACAGGACGAUUUGGACGAAUUAAAUUCGUUUCGUAAGACAGUACACUAG
This is a messenger RNA of Capsella rubella, 2196 nucleotides long. RefSeq lists its product as uncharacterized. The record is from RefSeq and is a predicted model, not a curated record. The transcript is spliced from 3 exons. The coding region runs from base 1 to 2196 and encodes 731 amino acids. NCBI's taxonomy places the organism in Eukaryota, Viridiplantae, Streptophyta, Magnoliopsida, Brassicales, Brassicaceae.